Molecule: messenger RNA, 1361 nt
Organism: Panthera uncia (snow leopard)
Lineage: Eukaryota; Metazoa; Chordata; Mammalia; Carnivora; Felidae
Gene: STRIT1
Product: small transmembrane regulator of ion transport 1
Exons: 6
Coding region: 1164-1271 (35 amino acids)
Biological process (GO): regulation of slow-twitch skeletal muscle fiber contraction; regulation of ATPase-coupled calcium transmembrane transporter activity
Source: RefSeq, a predicted model, not a curated record
GCGCCCCCACCAGCGUUUCCUGCUCUCUAGCUGAGUGGCCUUGUCAAAGCCUCAUCCACUACUUACAGCAUGGGUCUUCAGUUUGCAAAAUGUGAAGGUUAGUCCAGAGGAAUCCCAUGCCAUGCUUCUUUUUGGCUGCAUGGAUCCAAGGGAAAUAUGGAUAUGAGCAAGUAACAAGAACCCGUCAGCUGCAGUUUACUUUCAUCCUUAAGUGUGUUGCCCUUGACAGUUUUAAUAACUAUUUCUGUCUAAGUUACAAAGCUUUGUACUGUCUGUUUGGCUUUUAGUUAAAUUGGCUCCCUGAAAAAGGAAUAUAUGCUAACGCUCAUGCUCCAGUUGCUUUCAAGUAAAGCAGAUUAGCAAUAUCAUGCAUCAUGUCGGUUUCUGCUCAGUAAUCACAAAUGUUGACAUGUUUCUUCAAAAAUGUAUUCACUACAUCCGCUGUUUUCUGAAAGACUGAAAUAGUGGCUCUUUUUUUGGAAAUGGCAUUAAUGGCAUAUUGAUAACCACGUUUGGUUACAAUACACAUUGUGAGAUCCAUAUGCAGAAUAAAAGGCCCAUCUCUCUUUCCAAAUGGAUUGCUAUUAAAACUCUCAGAACUCUCAGCUCUGGCUCAGCUGAGCAGGCAAGUGGCCCAGCAGGAGCCAGUUCCUUUGCCUUGACUGUCUUUCACAGUAAUGAGGGCCUUUCGUAUUUGGAAGGGACAUCAAAGGUCAUCUAGUGGCAAGAAGAUCCCACAUCUGACAUCGCAUUUAUCAGAUUCUCCUGGGGAGCUUAAAAAUACAUCCGUCACUGUCCUUAUGCGGGCCCAGUAAAUCAGAAUACCUGGAAGAAGAACUUGAAAAACAUCAGCCAGAUCUGGGGAUUGCUGAUCUGGUCCAGCUGCCUUCAUGAUUUCAAAAGAAACAUUCAGUUGAUCUUGGUAAAUUCCAAAUGGCCAGCAUUUGAGACAUGAUGUAAGACUCAUCACAGACAGGAUAAAGAAGAGCCAGGGGAGAUCUGUUCUCCAACACCUUACAUCACUCUGCAGACAAUUGGCAGUCAGGAGAGAGGCAGCUGCCACACUCUUCAGAUAUCUCUCUAUUUAAAGUUCAAAGAGACGGUGCGUGACAACAACGAAGAGGUGAGCGUGGCCCUGACCAACCCACCCAGCAACAGGAGGAAUGGCUGAAAAAGCAGAAUCUACACUAUCACACCUUCUGGUCCCUAUUCUUCUCUUGAUUGGCUGGAUUGUGGGCUGCAUCAUAAUGGUUUAUGUUGUCUUCUCUUAGAAAGGCAAGAAGACUUCAGAUUGACUUCAUUUAGAAGAAUUAAGAAAAACAUGAACAUGACAGAUUAUUAAACAUUUCUCAUGUAAAUAA